Molecule: messenger RNA, 9145 nt
Organism: Conger conger (European conger)
Lineage: Eukaryota; Metazoa; Chordata; Actinopteri; Anguilliformes; Congridae
Product: piezo-type mechanosensitive ion channel component 2
Exons: 55
Coding region: 1-8331 (2776 amino acids)
Source: RefSeq, a predicted model, not a curated record
AUGGCGGUGGACGUGGUGGUGGGGUCGCUUUACAAACUGCUGCUCCCUCUGCUGCUGCUCACAGCGAUCUCCUUCAGGUACAACGGCCUGUCUGUGGUCUAUCUCCUCUUCCUCCUCAUCCUCCCUCUGCUGCCAGAACUGUCUGUGUCCUCCAUGAAGGGCAAAACAGGGAAGUUUCUGCUGCUGAUCUGCUGCACGAGCGUCAUGUUCCUGUCCUUACAGUGCGGCUUGCAGAUCACCUACGCCUACGUGCCCGUGCACGUGAGUGGCUUCUGGGAGGACUUCUUCUACUGUUUGGGGAUCGUGAGAUUCAGUGCGGUGGACGCGGGGAACAUUGCCCGGCUGCUGGCCCCGGACCUGGGGCUCUUCCUGUCCUCUCUGUUCAUCUACCGGCUCUGCGGCAGGCUGCUGCGGCCACAGCCCCAGAAUGCACCACCACACGAGAACUGCACCCUGACCUCUGACCCCGAGGAGGCCCUGCAGCAGUUGGACUCUGACUCAGACGCAGACAGUGAGGGCUCAGGCUCAUCCUACAGCUCGUAUGAGACCAGCGCCACGCUCCACGAGCCCCCGCGCCUCGUGCAGAAGCUGAUGGUGUUUUCCGCGGGACUGCGUCUCCUAUUGGCCACGGUCCUCAACACUGCCGGCAAAGUGGUCAUCACCGUCCUGCUGGGCCUCGCAGGCAUCUCCCUGCCCUCUCUCACCUCAGCGCUGUAUUUCGGGACGUUCCUGGGCCUGGUCUGGUGGUGGGUGUGUGGCCGCACUAUCAGCCUGCUCCUCUUCAGCACCCUGUGUGUGCUCAUGGCCAUUUUCAGCGCUGGGCACAUCCUGCUGCUCUAUCUGUACCAGCUGCCCCUCGCUCAGGAGCUGGUGCCCCCACAGGACGUCUACGCCAGGCUCUUCGGAAUGACGGCGUUCAUCCGGACGAACCGCUCGGAUCCGCACCAGCUGGGCCUGCAUGCGGACGCGUCCUGGCCCGUGUUCGUGAGCCCCCUGGUGGUGCUGACCCUGUACUACACGCUGGUGGCCAUGCUGCACAAGUGGGUCCAUGUAGUGGAGGAGGACACACCCCGCCUCUCCGACGCACCCCCGGGUCUUGGGGGGGUGCUGUGGCUCUCGGGGGAGAAGACGCAGCUGCUAGCCAGUAUGGAGGAGGACGACAUGGGCUUUUCAAACGAGCCUGUGGUGAUGCUGUUAAGCAGAUCAAGGCAGGACCCCAGGGAACAGGAAGUGAUGUCAGCCAUGGACAGGAUGUCAGCAUACCCCGACUGCUACUCCCUGCCGGUCUACGGAAGCCAAGCGUCUCAGACGCACGAUUCGCGGGAGGAGAAGGUGUUGGGGGAGGGGCUCACGGCCAGCGCCACAGAGACCGGGCCGGACCCAGCGGGGCCCAGUGGACUGGUUCUGUUCGGACAGCUGGUGAUGAAGCACAGCUACAUCAGCGCCCUCAUCGUCAUGAUGAUCUGGAGCAUCACGUAUAACAGCUGGCUGACCUUUGCCCUGCUGGUGUGGUCGUGUGUGAUCUGGAUCAUGCGGGACCGGCGUCGGUACGCCAUGCUCAGCGCCCCCGUGCUGUCGGUGUAUGGUACUGCGCUGGUGCUGAGCGCCUUCAUCAGCAGCCUGCGUCUCAGCCGGCACGAGCUCUACCCCCGCCUGCCGCCCGCCGCGCUCAACGACCUGGACCUGCGGAGCUCCCACGCGCCCUGCCUGCACCUGGGGGCAAAGGUUACCUACGCAUUCAGCUUCUGGUUGCUACAGCGACAGAACCUGAAGGAGAAAAGGGAAGCGCAGAUGCUGAAACAGGAAGCACUAGAAGAGGUCAAAGUUCAGCCAUCAGAGGAGAGCGAGGCCUCCCCCCUGAUGACGGUGUUGGGCGCCCUGGUCAAAGGCACGCUGGUGAAGUACUGGAUCCUCUUCUGCUGCGCCAUGUUCUUCGUGGUCAGCUUCUCGGGGAAGGUCAUGGUCUACAAGAUCCUCUACAUCAUCCUCUUCCUCCUCUGCCUCGUCCUCUAUCAGGUCCGUUACGAUGUGUGGAGGAGGGUGCUGAAGUACUUCUGGGCCGUGGUGGUGGGGUACUCCAUGCUGGUCCUCAUCUUCAUCUACAUGUACCAGUUCAACAGCGUCUCCGGAAUGUUCCAGCAGAUCAUCGGCAUGUCGGAGGAGGGCUUGCGGGACCUGGGGCUGGAGCAGUACGACACGGUGGAGCUGUUUGCACGGAUCCUGCUGCCCGCCGCCUUCCUGCUGGCCUGCAUCCUGCAGCUGCACUACUUCAACACCGACUUCCUGGAGCUCACCGACCUGGACAACAUACCUGUGCGCCAGGGGGGGUCCAGUGAGGAGGACCUGAGGACCUCAAUGAAGGUGAUCUCUGAAAUCAUUAAAGAAAAUGUUGAAAAACUUCAGAAACGGUUGCAAAAGGAGCAGUUAGGAGCUGACAGCAUGGACACUCUGAACAGUGUAUCAACCUCUGAAGAAAAGGAUCCUGGGAAAUCUGAAGAAAAGCAGCCUAUUGAGGGGCCGGUGAGCCCCUGGGGGCAGGUGGUGGAGAGGGCCUGCCUGCUGCUGCUCCAGGCCCUGCUGCUGCUGCGGAGGCUGCAGGAGCUCUGCUGGAGGGUCCUGGAGAUCCACAGCCUGAAGAUCAUCUCCAGCGUCAUCGUCUGGGUGUCCCUGCGCGAGGUGUCCCUGAUGAACUCCCUGUUCCUGGGGCUCUGGGCGUUCGCCCUGCCCGUCGCCCGGCUCCGCCCCCUGGCCUCCAGCGCCUCCUCGGUGUGGGCGUGCGUGAUGGUCGUCUGCAAGAUGAUGUACCAGCUGAAGGUGAUCAAACCCGAGGAAUACUCCUCCAACUGCACCGAGCGCCUCCUAUCUGUAAACGGGACAGCGCCCCCUAGAGGGAACAUGGAGGAGCUGCUGAGGAAGUCUCUCCUCUACUCAGAGCCUGUGGACCCAGCCGUGUGGUGCGGGGCGCUACGCAAGUGUGAGGACAGCAUCCUACCCUGCCUGAGGAACCACCUGGCGGUUCUGGGUCUGUUGGUGUUCGAGGUGACGGUGCACAGACACCAGCUGUACUACCGGCGCCGGAACGGGCUGAAGACCCCGCUGAUCAGCACCAUCUUCCACAGCACCACCCGCCAGCACCUGGACCUGGGCCUGCUGCCCUGCAUCAAGUACUUCUGCAACUACUUCUUCUACAAGUUCGGCCUGGAGAUGUGCUUGGUGGUGGCGGUGAAUGUGAUUGGCCAGCGGAUGGACGUGUACGCCCUGCUGCACUCCUGCGCCCUGAUCGCCGUCAUCUCCCGUCGCCGCAGGAAGUCCAUCGGUGAGGUGUGGCCCAAAUACUGCAUCUUCACCGCCAGCCUGAUGGUGUUCCAGUACCUUCUCUGCAUCGGAGUCCCACCUGCUCUGUGCCACGACUAUCCGUGGAGAGCGUCCAGCCAGCCCCUCACCUCUAACCUCAUUAAGUGGCUCUACCUGCCUGACUUUGCCAUGAGGCCCAACCCCAUCUUCAUCAUCUACGACCACUUCCUGCUGCUGUGCUGCUCUCUGCAGUGGCAGGUGUUCCAGGACGAGAACCGUGCGGCCGUGCGCGUGCUCGCCGGCGACAACGUGGAGAUCAGCCGGACCCUGGACUGCGGCAGCCUCAGCCAGUUCAUCCCCGUCAACAACUUCCUGCACUGCAGGUCUUACCUGGACAUGGUGAAGGUGUUUGUGUUCAGCUACCUGUUCUGGCUGGUGCUGUGUCUGAUCUUCAUCACGGGGACCACGCGCAUCAACGUCUUCUGCAUGGGCUACCUGGUGGCCUGCUUCUACUUCAUGCUGUCGGGCGGGAACCUGCUGAUGCAGCCCGUGUGCUACGUCCUGCGCCUCUGGGACUGGCUGAUCGCCUACACCUGCGUCGUCAUCGCCCUGAAGAACCUGCUGUCUCUGGGAUCCUGUGCGUAUCUUGACAGCCUGUUGAAGAACGGCUGCUGGUUGAUACAGACUUUCAGCAUGUUUUGCACUAUCAAAGGAUAUGAUCUCCCGCCCCCCAAUGACAAGUGUGAGCUGCCCAUGGGCGAGGCGGGGAUCGUCUGGGACGCCAUCUGCUUCACCUUCCUCCUGGCGCAGCGCAGAGUCUUCCUCAGCUACUACUUCCUCUACGUGGUGUCGGACCUCAAAGCCGCCAAGAUCCUAGCCUCCAGAGGUGCGGAGCUGUUUGAAGCCAAACUGAAGAAGAGUGUGUCAGCCCGGCUGGAGAUGGAGAAGAAGUCCGUGGAGACCCUGAAGAAGCAGAUGGAGAAAAUUAAGUCCAAAGAGAAGAAUCUUCCGGGAAAAGGAGGCCAGGCCACGCUGAAAGAUGCAGAGCUGAAAGGUGAGGGCGAGGCUCAGGAGGGCGGUGAGAAGCAGUGGUGGAGGCCGUGGGUGUCCCAGCCUUCCACAGAGACCAGCGACGAGUAUUACCUGUUCGAGAGCGACAGCGAGGAAGAGGAGGAGGAACCUCAGGAGAAGGAGGACCAAGCCCCGCCCCCCAAAAAAUCUGCAUUUCAGCUGGCGUAUGAGGCCUGGAGCUCCGGCUCCAAAGCUGCACUGAAAGAGCACAAGAAGGAGGAGUCGGCCCUGAAGAAAGAGGAGGAGAAGAGAGCCAAGCAGGAGCGACAGACUGAGCAGGGGAUGGAUCAGGCUGAAUCCAGCGAGGAUGAGCUGGAUCUGACCAGUCCUGAGGAGGAGCAGGAGGUGGAGAGAGAACACAUCCUGCACCGCUGUGUGGACACGGUGCGGUUCGGCUGGGUGUUCCUGCUCUCCCUGCUGGAGGAUCUGACGGACGGGCUGAACUCCUUCUGCAAGGACAGCCUGGCCAUCUCCAGGGUGCUGCGCUGUGAACGGGCCCUGCUGGGCCAGCAGCAGAGCAAGGGGAAGGAGGUGUCCCAGCAAAGCAUCAAGGAGUUCUACCAGAGCCGCAUGAACACGCUGACCUCCCCCGAUGGCCUGGAGCAGGGGGAGGAGCUCCCUCUCGGCCCGUCCCCUUCCUCCCCCCCGGCCGUGCCCGUCUCUGGGCGGGGCUACAGGAAGCUGACCACCAAGCUGUCCUGGGGAAGCAGCGUGUCCAGCUGCUUGACGGAUGAGACCAUGCUGGGGUCCCGCCAGCCCACUCAGGAGGAGCUGGACGACCCCCCCCUCCCCCCAGCCCCUGCACCCCCCGCCCCAUUCCGCCGCAAACUCCUCAAAUCCGCCAACUUCGACCUGCCCGACAGCAGCCAGAGUCCUGCUCAGGGAGACCAGACAGAGACCAUCCCAGACUGCGAGGAAAUAGAGGUGGAGCCUGCACAGGUGGAGGUGACAGGGGAGACUGUCGGACAGGUGGAGGUGACAGGGGAGACUCUCGGACAGGUGGAGGUGACAGGGGAGACUCUCGGACAGGUGGAGGUGACAGGGGAGACUCUCGGACAGGUGGAAGUGAUGGAGGAGACUCUUGGACAGGUGGAGGUGACAGGGGAGACUCUCGGACAGGUGGAGGGGGUGGAGGAGACCCUCAGACAGGUGGAGGUGACAGGGGAGACUCUCGGACAGGUGGAGGUGACAGGGGAGACUCUCGGACAGGUGGAGGUGAUGGAGGAGGAUCUCGGAGCCGACCUCCAGGGCCUCACAACCCUGCAGCAGCAGGAGAGCGAGGAGAUGAGGGACCUCCCCUCCCCACGGCCCCUGAGUCCAGAGAUGAGGGCCCUGACCGCCAGCGAGCUGCUGCUCAACAAAAUGUUUGAUAAUGAGGAGAUGGAGGAGUCGGACCGGUUCUACCUGUCGCUGCCAAGGCACCUGCGGCUGGUGUUUGCGCUCUACAACACCAUGGUGUCCCGGUCGGAGAUGCUGUGCUACUUCGUCAUCAUCCUCAACCACAUGGUGUCUGCAGCGCUGCUGUCCCUGGUGCUGCCCAUCCUCAUCUUCCUCUGGGCCAUGAUGUCCGUCCCACGGCCCACCAAGCGCUUCUGGAUGACCGCUAUCAUCUACACUGAGCUGACCGUGGUGGUGAAGUACUGCUUCCAGUUUGGCUUCUUCCCGUGGACCACCUCCGCCUACCGCGGCAUCAACGCGGACCGCCCCUUCGCCCUGCCCAACAUCGUGGGCGUGGAGAAGAAGGACGGCUACGUGCUGUUCGACCUCCUGCAGCUGCUGGCCCUCUUCUUCCACCGCUCCAUCCUGAAGUGCCACGGCCUGUGGGACAACAAGGAGGUGGAGAUGCCCGACUUCUUCAAGAAGCUGAAGAGGAAGACGCAGAGGAAGAGGACGGGGGGCGGGGGCGGGGGCGGGGGGGAGCGGGCGCGCGGGGGGGAGCCCACACGGAGGCUCCGGUUCCUCCCGCUGCAGACCUCCACCGCCUCCCUGUUCCGCCGGGCCAACAGCUCCGACAGCAAGGGGCACGUGGAGGUGAAGAAGCGGCGUUCUCACAGGAGCAGACGGGCGUCCUCGGGGCCUCAGACGCGCACUGAGCGGCUGAAGCAGAGAGUGAGGGAGAGGAUGCUGGAGCUGAAGGCCGGGGUCAUAGAGAUCGGCCUCCACAUAUACCUACCCAUCAGGCAGUUCUUCUAUGACAUCAUCCACCCCGAGUACAGCCCUGUGUGUGACGUCUAUGCGCUCAUGUUCCUGGUCGAUGUCGUCAACUUCAUCGUCAUCAUAUUUGGGUACUGGGCCUUCGGAAAGCACAGCGCGGCGGCGGACAUCACGGAGUCGCUGUCGGAGGACCAGGUCCCCGAGGCCUUCCUGGUCAUGCUGCUCAUCCAGUUCGGCACCAUGGUGGUGGACCGGGCGCUGUACCUGCGCAAGACCCUGCUGGGGAAGUGCGUCUUCCAGGUCGUCCUGGUGUUCGGGAUCCACUUCUGGAUGUUCUUCAUACUUCCUGGGGUCACAGAGAGGAGGUUCAACAGGAACCAGGUGGCCCAGCUCUGGUACUUCGUGAAGUGCAUCUACUUCGGCCUCUCGGCCUACCAGAUCAAGUGCGGCUACCCCAACCGAGUCCUGGGGAACUUCCUCACCAAGAACUACAACUACCUCAACCUCUUCCUGUUCCAAGGGUUCCGGAUGGUGCCCUUCCUGACGGAGCUGCGAGCCGUGAUGGACUGGGUCUGGACCGACACCACGCUCAGCCUGUCCAGCUGGAUCUGUGUGGAGGACAUCUACGCCAACAUCUUCAUCCUCAAGUGCUGGAGAGAGUCCGAGAAGAAAUACCCCCAUCCCCCGGGGCAGAAGAAGAAGAAGGUGGUGAAGUAUGGCAUGGGGGGCAUCAUCAUCUUCGGUCUCAUCUGCCUGGUGUGGUUCCCGCUCCUCUUCAUGUCAUUGGUCAAGUCUGUGGCCGGAGUGACCAAUCAGCCGCUGGACGUCUCCAUACAGCUGAGCAUCGCAGGAUAUGAGCCUCUCUUCAGCAUGAGCGCGCAGGAGCAGAACCUGAUGCUCUUCUCUGAAUCUGCCUACAGAAGCAUGACCAAUCGCUACGCCAGACAUGCGUCAGCGAUGCAGUUCAUCGUGAACUACGUGGCGGAGGACAUCGUUGUGGCGCGUGUGAAGAGCGACUCCAGCCUGCUGUGGAGCAUCAGCCCGGCCAGCCGAGACGCCAUGAUCCAGGAGCUCCACAACUCCUCCCACAUCUACAUCACCCUGCGCUGGGCCCUGCUCAGGAACGCGUCUCUGGUGAUGAAUGUGGAGACCGUGGGGGAGCACACAGUGAAGUAUGAGGACAAGAAGCUGAAGGACGAGAUCGUGCAGAUGCUGCAGGGAACACGCAGCGAGCCAGUGAUCAUCGAGUCCCUGCUGCCCAAGUACAUCCGGGGGUCCGCCAAAGCAGAGUCCAAGAUCGCCCACCGGCUGAAAGUCGGCAAGUCACCUCACUCCCGCAGGCUGGGACUGGCCCUGUUCCGCCCGCUCUCCCUGCGGCUGCGCCAGGCCAACGUGAGCGGGGCGGGCCUGGGGGGGGACCAGGCCCUGGUGCCCCAGUGGUGGGUGGUGGAGGAGUGCCCCGUCGGACAGCCCCGGGGCCCCUGCCAAAGCAUCGAGAUGGUGGUGUUCAACGACAAGGUCAGCCCGUCCAGCCUGGGCUUCCUGGCUGGAUACGGCAUCGUGGGGCUGUACAUGUCUGUGGUGCUGGUGAUCGGGAAGUUUGUGCGGGAGUUCUUCAACGGGAUCUCGCGCUCCAUCAUGUUCGAGGACCUGCCGUGCGUGGACCGCGUGCUGAAGCUCUGCACGGACAUCUUCGUGGUGCGCGAGACGGGCGAGAUGGAGCUGGAGGAGCAGCUCUUCGCCAAGCUCAUCUUCCUCUACCGCUCGCCCGAGACCAUGAUCAAAAUGACCCGCGAGAAGAAGACGGACUGACCCCUGCUGGACGGGAGGACCACAGCGCACCAGACCCACAUCCCGCAGAACGGCUCUGUAAACGGAUGCAAUGCCCCUGUACACUGACCCGACUAAUGCGUCCGUUAUCGCACAGAAGAGAGGGUCACACUACCCCAGGACAGAGAGAGAGGGGGGGGGGGGGGCAUGUCCCUGUUACAUGGUCACAGGCUGACCAGAACAUCAAGGUUACAGAAACAUGAGUAUUAGUGUUUCCUGACCUUGACUCCUUUGGAUCUGAUUGGCCGCCCCCACUUUCUAGCCCCUCCCCCACUCCAGACUGUGGAAUACAGGAAGUGAAUAGGAAGUCCGACCUGCAUGCAGAUCAAAGGGAACAGCCACACAGACUCCAAACCCCUCCACAUAAACGGUCGUGAAGCGUUCCACAAUGCCCGCUGGGCUUGCACCGGAAGACGACCCAAAUUCUACAGCAUGCUCCUCUUUUUACAUCUUUUUUUUUAGUUUUUAAAUACACUCCUUUCAAAAGCCAUGUUGAUAGUACACUGAUCAAAAGCACAACUUCAGGACUAAAACUAAAAAAAACUGUAGUGUGUGAAAAUGUAUUUUCUUCUCUGAAAGGUCUAAUCCUGUAUCCCUCAUAGGUUCUCUUAUUGUGUGAUUUUACUGUAUUUAUCGGAUCAAUGGUAACAAAAUGGCGGUGACAGAUUUGACAGACUGUGGCCUUUGUUGAAGAUCACAGAGCAGGAUCUCAGGAGCCUGCAGCUAAUUUCAUAAUGUAACAUGUAAAUUAACAGCAUAAUUAAUAUUCAAUAUUUCAAUUAUUCAAACUAAAGUU